AUGGCGCUGGACGGAUCCAGCAGUUAUGUGGCUCCGAACAAUCUAACAGAGCCUUCGGACUCCCUGCCCAUCUUCGAUGUUCAGCGGGUGCAGCUCCAAUUCCCGAUCGCGGCGGACUUUGUAGCCGCUCAAGUCGCGAACAACGUGCUUAUCUUGGCCUUGUCGACAGGCCGGAUACUACGGAUUGACCUUGAUACCCCUGAAGACAUUGAUGAUAUCGACCUUCCAAAGAAGUCCUCGGAGAUUGGUCUGAUUCGACGCAUGUUCCUUGACCCCUCUGCAUCCCAUCUGAUCAUCACCACCACUCUUGGCGAGAACUACUACCUCCAUGCCCAGUCGCGCCAACCCAAGGUUUUGUCCCGAUUGAAGGGCGUCUCCAUCGAGAGUGUCGCUUGGAACCCGUCUCUCCCGACUGCAUCGACACGCGAGAUUCUUCUGGGUACAACCGAUGGAAAUGUGUAUGAGACCUACAUCGAACCGUCUACGGAGUUCUAUCGGCGCGAGGAGAAGUAUGUCACUGCAGUGUACAAGGUGCCGGACGCCUCUCCAGUCACAGGCGUCUGUGCCGAUUUAGUCCCGUCGCGGCCUGAUCAAAGACGGAUUCUCGUUGCCACACACGCCAAAUUGAUACAUUUCCUGGGUCGCACGGGGAGCGCCACCAAGCAUGGACGAGAUGGCGGUGGCUCCAUUUAUGCAGAUCUUUUCCAACGUGAGACAGCCCUGAUUCAUGAUAUUUCCCAUCCUUCAGGCUCCGCACCAUCUGCCCUGGUGGUAUCCUCCUCGAAUGUGGGAGGACACCAGACAGAAGUUCUCACAGAGAAGGAAUUUGCAUGGCUGAGCGCCGAGGGUAUUUACCAUGGCCAGCUCUCAUCCGAAAGCCCGUUCGACCACGCGAAUAUGCUUCCUCGCACAAAAUUCCCCGCGUCCCAAUCCGCACGAGGAGGGAAGAAGUUGAUACAGGAUCCGAUUUCUGCGAUGACUCUGACUCACUGGCAUGUUCUGGCACUAGUCGAUGGACGAGUGGUUGCCGUCAACCGCCUGAACGGAGAAGUUGUAUAUGAUCAGGCUGUGUUGGAGCCUCGGCAAAGUUCGUUGGGUCUAUUGACUGACCUCACGCAAAACACCUACUGGCUUUUCACCAGCAAAGGAAUUUUCGAAGUUGUUGCCAAUGAUGAGGAUCGAGAUGUAUGGAAGGUCUUCCUGAAAGAAAAGAAAUUUGACGAAGCGCUUCAAUUCUCUCACGGUCAUGCGCAACGCGAUGCUGUCUUGACGGCUUCGGGUGACUUUUUGGCUGAAAAGGGUAAUUACCUCGAGGCUGCCAAAGUUUGGGGGAAGAGCAGUAAAGGCUUUGAGGAGGUCUGCCUGACAAUGGUAGAUAACAAGGAGUACGAUGCUCUCCGAAAGUAUCUUCUUUCUCAGCUUUCCACUUAUAAGAAAGCAUCCGUCAUGCAACGGAUCAUGGUGGCUAGUUGGCUUGUGGAGCUCUUCAUGUCUAAGCUGAACGCCCUGGACGACAGCAUCGCGACCAAAGCAGAAUUGACCGAGGGCGCCACUGAAGGCCAGGUACAGGACCAACUGGGUGACAUGCGAGCCGAGUUUCAAGAAUUUGUCUCCAGGCACAAGGCAGAUCUGGACAAGAAGACGGUCUACGACAUUAUCAGCAGCCAUGGCCGUGAACAAGAGUUACUCUUCUUUGCAACUGCUACCAACGACCACAACUACGUUUUGUCCUAUUGGAUUCAACGAGAGAAAUGGUCGGAGGCACUGAACGUACUCCAGCGUCAGAGCGAGCCUGAUGUAUUCUACAAAUACAGCAGCGUACUUAUGACCCACGCGGCUACUGGGUUGGUUGAAAUUCUGAUGCGACAGACAAACCUUGAUCCCGAACGGCUUAUCCCUGCAUUGUUGAAUUAUAACAAGACUGCCAGCGUCUCCCUCAACCAGAACCAAGCUGUUCGCUACCUUAACUUCAUCAUCGUCAACCAUCCCAAACCCUCGGCAGCAGUUCAUAAUACACUCAUCUCAAUUCAUGCCUCUAGCCCGUCAACCUCUGAAGCGGGGCUUCUCACUUAUCUCCAAUCGCAGCCCUCAACCCCUCCUCCAUAUGACGCGGACUUUGCUCUCCGACUCUGUAUUCAGCACAAGCGGGUCCAGUCCUGCAUCCACAUUUACAGUGCCAUGGGCCAGUACCUGCAAGCAGUCGAACUCGCCCUGGAGCACAACGACAUCGAGCUCGCCGCUAUCGUCGCAGAUCGCCCCGAGGGUAACGACAAGCUUCGCAAGAAGCUGUGGCUCCUAGUAGCGGAGAAAAAGAUCCGGCAGCCCGGCACAGGCAUCAAGGAUGCAAUCGAGUUUCUCCGGCGUUGCGAGCUCCUUCACAUUGAAGAUCUCAUUCCGUUCUUCCCGGACUUUGUCGUUAUUGAUGACUUCAAAGACGAAAUUUGCACCGCUCUCGAGAUCUACUCGCGCCACAUUGAUGAACUACGUCAGGAGAUGGAUAACUCGGCACAAACAGCCCACCAGAUUCGGUCUGAGAUCGCAGGUCUAGACACACGCUAUGCGAUUGUGGAGCCGGGCGAGAAAUGCUGGAUCUGCUCGCUGCCUCUGCUGAGCCGUCAGUUCUUUGUUUUCCCUUGUCAGCAUGCCUUUCACAGUGACUGUCUGGGGAAAGAGGUGCUGGAAGGUGCGGGAGGCAAGAAGAAGUAUAUCCGAGAUUUGCAGGCACAGAUGGGCAAUGGAGAUAUCUCUUCUGCGCGGAGGGAAGAGAUUGUCAAGGAAUUGGAUGCGCUGGUUGCUGAAGCUUGCAUCUUAUGUGGUGAUCAUGCCAUUAAACAGAUCGACAAGCCAUUCAUCGCCGCCACGGAGACUACAGAUGAGUGGGCUCUCUAA
Messenger RNA from Penicillium daleae, 2889 nucleotides. Its product is annotated as vacuolar protein sorting protein DigA. The transcript has 3 exons. The record is from RefSeq and is a predicted model, not a curated record. Gene Ontology annotation, molecular function: protein-macromolecule adaptor activity. The coding region runs from base 1 to 2889 and encodes 962 amino acids. Gene Ontology annotation, cellular component: HOPS complex; endosome. Gene Ontology annotation, biological process: vesicle-mediated transport; intracellular protein transport; organelle fusion. Lineage: Eukaryota; Fungi; Ascomycota; Eurotiomycetes; Eurotiales; Aspergillaceae.